AUGGCGUUUAAGGUUCUAUUGGGAUGGGUCAAGAGAGUAAAUAAGGAGGGAAUCUUGCACUGGAAAGAUGAAGAUGGUAACAUUGUCUUCCACAUUGCUGCAUCGAUAAAUCAGACUGAGUUCAUGAGGUUGCUGCCUAAAACCGCUAAAAAUAAAGCCAAGAACUUGGAUGGCAAAACCGCGAUGGACAUACUUCGAACUCACCAGUCUCCUCGUUUCCCUAAAGCAAGAAGAUUUUUCCACAAUGUUAGAGAAAGACUACCUUGUCGUUCCACAAUGACUCUUGCGGGAUAUUUGAGUAAAAAUUUAUCCUUUAUUGAGAAACGUAACAAUCUCUUGGGGCUAAGCAAUUUGUGCAUGACAGGAGACAUGUCUAUAAACAGUAGCAACCGUCGGGAUGCAAUACUUGUGGUGACUAUACUGAUAGUAACAGCUACAUACCAGGCUGGUCUCAGUCCUCCCGGCGGAUUUUGA
Messenger RNA from Thlaspi arvense, 474 nucleotides. The record is from the annotation of a GenBank genome assembly. Lineage: Eukaryota; Viridiplantae; Streptophyta; Magnoliopsida; Brassicales; Brassicaceae.